Carcharodon carcharias (great white shark) is the source of this 534-nucleotide messenger RNA. RefSeq names its product transmembrane protein 171-like. The coding region runs from base 25 to 387 and encodes 120 amino acids. The record is from RefSeq and is a predicted model, not a curated record. The transcript has 3 exons. NCBI's taxonomy places the organism in Eukaryota, Metazoa, Chordata, Chondrichthyes, Lamniformes, Lamnidae.
AUAUUUCCCAAUUUUACAGCAGCGAUGACACUCAAAAGUUCUUCAUUGGCUGUAAAAGGCUUUGAUAACUCUGUGCUGGUCCUUCCACCACCACCACCUUAUUUUCCUGAACCACCACCAAUUGUAAAUGAUUACAAUGGAAUCUGUCAGCCCCCUCCCAGUGAAAAUCCUCCCUCUUAUUACAGUGUUGUCUUCUGCAGGUCACAGACAGAUGAGAACCCUAAUUCCAAUAUGAGAGACAGUAGAUUGAUUCUUACGGAGUUUACAGCACAUUACCAUAUAUAUCUGGUGUCUGCUACUUUCCAACAGAAUUAUCACCAAGGAAUGAAGAAAAAGAUCUCCAGACCUCAGCUGAACAAUUACUUCACCCAACAGCAUCUUAGAUAAAUAAAAAUUGAUAUUUUUAUUUUUUGUUUACUUGGUACUUUCAGUUAAAUUAUAUCAGAUUGUUCUUAGAACAUUGAUGAACAAAAACAGGCUCUUUUGCUUAUCAAGUCUGUAUUUGGGAGUGAGGAGAGUUUUCCAAAUAAGAAU